AAAAAAAACAACCGAAGCAGCCAUCUCCGCUGCGGCGAUGGAACUGCGGCGGGGCAUUCCCCUGCUUCUCCAGCAAUUCACCGCGCUACUGAAGAAGAACCUCCUGCUCUCAUGGCGAAACCCGCGGGCCACACUGAUCCAGCUCCUCGCCGCUUUCAUCUUCACUCUCCUCCUCUUCUGCUCCGACAAGGCAACCACCAAUUCCUCCGUCGCCGCAAACACCCCUGACGUCCAGCACCCCACGGCGGCGCCGCCGCCUCCGAUUCCUCCCUGCGACGAACGGCGCUUCUUCCUCAGAAAACCCUGCCUCGACUUCGUAUGGAGUGGAAACGAGAGCGCGAGGCUCAAUCGGAUAGCGCGGGGCAUCAUGGCGAACAAUCCCGGCCGCCGCAUCUCCGCCGCCAGGGUGAAAUCGUUCAGGACGAAGAAGGAGGUGGAUUCGUGGCUUUUCGCUAACCAAAUUCACUGCGCCGCGGCUCUCCAUCUCAGAGAAGUGAACGCGACGGUGAUAACCUACGGCCUCCAGGCGAAUUCUUCCGAUCCCAAUAGGAUGCUCGGCAGCCGCUGGAGUAAGAAUACAGCAUCCGAGUUACUGAUUGCGCUUCAGGCUUCCGCCGAGCGCGAAAUCGCUCGGUCGAUUGUCGGAGACCCUAACUUUAAAUGGACCGUCGGAAUGAAGGAAUUCGCGCAUCCAGCUGCUCAAGUUCGUCAGCCGGGGACGUCUUCUACUACCUCUGCGCCGGCAUUUUUUCUAGCGUUUACCAUGUUUGGAUUUGUUCUGCAGAUAAGCGCUUUGGUUACGGAGAAGGAGCUCAAGCUUCGUCAGGCAAUGAGCACGAUGGGGCUUUACGAUUCCGCUUACUGGCUUUCCUGGAUCGUUUGGGAAGGAAUCUUCGCUUCGAUUUCUUCACUUCUCUUGGUUCUCUUCGGGCUCAUGUUCAAGUUUGAUUUCUUCUGGAAAAACAGCUUUGCGGUUGUUUACCUCGUCUUCUUCCUCUUCCAAAUCAAUAUGGUGGGUUAUGCUUUCAUGCUGUCAAACUUCAUCAGCAAGGCAUCUUCAGCCACAACUGUAGGAUUCUCUGUAUUCAUCAUUGGAUUCAUAACACAGGUUAUGACCUCGGAUGUUUUCCCAUACGCCUCAAACAUUUCCAUCACUGUGAAGACGAUCUGGUCAUUGUUCCCACCGAACCUUCUUGCUAUAGCACUGAUGCGGCUUAGUGAUGCUACUGAGGAUCCCUCAGGUGCUGGUAUUAGCUGGAGCAGCCGAGGAAAGUGCCUCUCAGGCAUUCCUAAUUGUGAAAUGACACUUAAUGAUGUCUACAUAUGGCUGCUGGCAACAACCUUUCUCUGGUUUGCUCUGGCCAUCUACCUUGAUAACAUAAUUCCCAAUGCAUACGGCGUCAGGAAAUCGAUACUUUACUUCCUAACUCCUUCAUACUGGAUAGGGAAGGGUGGGAACCAGGUGGAAGGAGGGGUUUGCAGUUGUAUGGGCUCGGUUCCUAGACAAGAAAAUGUUACUCUAGAUGAUGAAGACGUGCUCGAAGAAGAAAACACGGUGAAGAGAGAUUUGCUUGAAGGGACAGUUGACCAAACGGUUGCAGUUCAAAUACGUGGACUUGUGAAGACUUAUGCUGGGACUAGAAAAGCUGCAGGUGGUUGCUGCAGCUGUUGCAGUUGCAAGAAGACUUUGCCUUACCAUGCUAUCAGGGGCCUGUCGAUGAAUAUUGCAAAGGACCAGUUGUUUUGUCUGCUUGGACCCAAUGGUGCAGGGAAAACCACAGCGAUCAAUUGCUUGACUGGGAUUGCACCAGCAACCAGUGGAGAUGCAUUGAUAUAUGGGCACUCCAUCAAAAGUAGUGGCGGAAUGUCCAGCAUCCGAAAGCUUAUGGGUGUGUGUCCUCAGUUUGAUAUCCUGUGGGAUGCCUUAUCUGGCGAGGAACACCUUCACCUCUUUGCCAGCAUUAAGGGGAUUCCCCCACCAAAGAUUAAAGAGGUAGCUAAGGAACAGUUAGACAAAGUCAGACUUACCGACGCAGCCAAGCUAAGAUCCAGGAGUUACAGCGGAGGAAUGAAGCGGCGGCUCAGCGUUGCAAUAGCCCUCAUCGGCGACCCAAAGCUUAUCAUUCUGGACGAACCAACUACCGGCAUGGACCCUAUAUCGAGAAGGCACGUAUGGGACACGAUACUGGAAGCUAAGCAACGCAGCGCGAUUAUUUUGACGACACAUUCAAUGGAAGAAGCAGAUGUUCUCAGUGACCGUAUUGGGAUCAUGGCUAAAGGUAGACUCCGUUGCAUCGGAACCUCCAUCAGGCUGAAAUCGAAGUUCGGCGCUGGUUUCAUUGCUAACCUCAGUUUCGUCGAAAAUGCUGACCACCGCCAAGAUGAAGUAGAAGAAAACGGCAAUGCAAUUCACCAGGAGGCCGUGAAGCAGUUCUUUAGACAUCAUUUGGCGCUGGCGCCAACAGAGGCGACCAAAUCCUUCAUGACCUUUGUCAUUCCUCGUGACAGAGAGACGCUUCUAACAAACCUGUUCGCCGAGCUGGAGGAGAGAAGAGCUGCGUUCGGAAUUGGAGACAUUCAGCUCGGCCUGUCGACCCUGCAAGAAGUAUUCCUGAGAAUUGCCAGGGAAGCUGAGCUGGAAACCGCCACUGCAGAGGGGCGGUUUCUAACCUUGAACCUGAACUCCGGAGCUUCGAUUCAGAUACCGGUGGGAGCCCGGUUCGUGGGGAUCCCAGCGACGGAGUCUAGUGAAAAUCCCAGAGGCGUCAUGGUUGAAGUUUACUGGGAGGCGGAUGAUGGUGGUUCACUCUGCAUUUCGGGUCACUCCGAAGAAAUGCCCAUCCCUCCCAAUGUGCAACCGACUGUUCAGGCAGGGGUGGCACCGGUGACAAAAAGAUGCUUCUUUGGUAAGAGUCAACCGGUUUAUGGGAUGGUAAUUGAUGCUAAUCAGAUCACACAACAAACUAGCUAGCUAACCAAUGUAUCAAUCUGAUCAUGCUGGUAGGUUAAAUUAACCGGUCUGAUUUGUUCUCGACGCAGCUUGCUUUACAUCAUCCAUAGUUGUUGCGAGUAGAUUACUUCAAAAUCAAAAAACCAUUCAAUGCUAUUUUUUCUUUUUAGUUAUUCAAGAA
Molecule: messenger RNA, 3131 nt
Organism: Linum tenue
Lineage: Eukaryota; Viridiplantae; Streptophyta; Magnoliopsida; Malpighiales; Linaceae
Source: the annotation of a GenBank genome assembly